AAGUUCUGCUUGUUUUUGCAGUCCUGUUAUGAAAAUGCUGACUCAUCCGGCGUUUUUGAAUGUUCUGCUGAGGCGGUGCUCGUCUUCGGCUGCUGUGUCAGCACCUUUGCCGCUGAGAAAGAAAAAAGCCAAAUCAACCAGUAAUGACAGAAAGCCAUUUGUGGACAUGAAGCGAGUGCAGGUGGUGGGGGGGAAUGGCGGGGAUGGCAGUAUUUCGUUCCUCAGCCUGUGGGCCAACGAGUUCGCGGGGCCGGACGGCGGUGAUGGUGGAAGCGGCGGACAUGUCCUCUUCCAGGCUUGUGAGAAUGUGCAAGGCUUGGGUCACAUCAAUCCCUUGGUAAAGGCUGAGAGCGGUGAGCCAGGGGGCAGCAAACACUGCCACGGUCGCAAUGCCCCACACACGCUUGUCAAGGUACCAGUGGGUACAGUAGUGCGCCCACUCUUGAACGAGGAUCGCGUGGUGGGUGACCUGGGUCGCGCCGGCGCAUUGUUUGUGGGCGCGCGUGGUGGCGCAGGCGGGCGCGGCAACCACUUCUUCAUCGGUGACACCCAGCAGCGCCCAACCGUCGCCGAAAUGGGUGCUCCCGGAGAGUCGCUCGCCUACAUUCUCGAGUUGCGCAGUAUCGCUAAUUUCGGACUGUUGGGAAUGCCGAAUGCCGGAAAGAGCACUUUGUUGCAGGCGAUAUCCAGAGCCCGUCCCAAAGUGGCAUCCUAUCCAUUCACCACCAUCAGGCCACACCUAGGGGUCAUUACCUAUACUGACUACGACCAAAUCACAG
This is a messenger RNA of Nilaparvata lugens (brown planthopper), 779 nucleotides long. Its product is annotated as mitochondrial ribosome-associated GTPase 2-like. The annotation marks the transcript as partial. The record is from RefSeq and is a predicted model, not a curated record. The transcript has 5 exons. NCBI's taxonomy places the organism in Eukaryota, Metazoa, Arthropoda, Insecta, Hemiptera, Delphacidae. Gene Ontology annotation, cellular component: mitochondrion. Gene Ontology annotation, molecular function: magnesium ion binding; GTPase activity; GTP binding.